CUGCCAAUAUGCUCCAAAAGUUUCCUUGCCUGCCACAGAUCAGCAAGUAGCAGCUUCAAGGUCCAUAGUUUGUGGAAAUUCUUGAGUAGAGUGUCACUUCAACCUUAAAUGCAAGCAGGCUUUUCCCACGAUGAGUUAUUUUUGCCAAAUAUGAACUCGGAUGAGAAAAUUGUGUCCGGAAAAAAGGCAAGAGCAAGAAGGUCUUUGAUUAUGAAAGAAAACCGGUACAAACGUCACAAAAUUAAUCACCAGGACCUGCUUGGUGUGGAUACAAUGUACAAUACUCCAUGCCACAUCACGCCGAGACAACCUUUGUCCGAGCUGACUCCGUCAUCUCAAAAUAUUGAUACAAGAGCACAAUUCAAUGUACCGGCUAUUCAACUAAGCGCAUGUGUUGCCGGUUCAGAACCUAGCAUACCAAGACACAGUUUUAAAAGUAAUUUGAGAACCUAUCAAAUUGGCAAUCUAGGAAAAAAUCUAUUGUCAAAGUUUGCUACUACUUCAACCGUUGGGGAAAGAGAAACGUACCCACCUUCAUCAUUGCAAUCUAAGCAACAAUCAUUUCCACUUUAUGAAAACACGGUCAUUGAAGCUGGAAGUUCAUCAAAUACAAAAAUUGGUGCACCGAUAUCCACAACAAGCAGGGGCAGGCCUAAAAAACAAUUUGGAGUUCCAAAUAUGGCGUUGAACUUGUGCAGCAAGUUUCCUAUACUGACUGGUGCUGAAGGUACCGCCACACCGAGUAAGACGCACGGUGCAUACUCACAAGCUAGAUGUCCAACGAUCCAAAAACCAGGUCGGGGCAGGCCUAGGAAAACACAAACAGAUCAAAACCUAGCUUUUAAUUUGAAUAACCAUGUCCCUAACCAAAGUUCAAUUCGGGACAGCCAGUCUAUACCAACAGACUCACCGGCUUCAAGCGUUCGCAGUACACCAAUUUCCACUGGUCUGCAAACACAAGAGGACAUGAACCAACAUGUUUUGCACGAAGCACCGCCGGUAUCACAGUCCACAUAUAUUCCAAAGCAGAGAACAGAACCAACAUGUCCUAUAUUUACACCUACGGUCAAUAUGGAUUUUGAGAGCGACUCCGACGAUGAUAGCGACUAUGACCCCUUUGCAACAUAUGAAUCCGAAGAUGAGUUCUGUUCAGACUUAGAAAGAGAUGGAGCACCAUUUACAAUUCAUGCGAAUGCAACCGGAAAUUCCGAGGAAUAUUACGAUAUCGGUUCCCCUCUUAUCGAAUGUCGUUAUUGUAAAGCAAUGAUGUGGUAUCAAGAGAGGAUGCACAAGAGUUCCCAUUAUGCUAACCCGAAGUUUAUGCUUUGUUGUGGGAACGGGAAAGUUGAACUGCCAAUGCUUAGACAGCCUCUAGAAAUACUUGCAAAGCUAUUGUUUGAUCACGAGAACGUUGCUAGCCGGAAAUUUCAACAACACAUCCGUGUUUACAACAUGAUGUUUGCAUUUACUUCACCUGGAGCAAAGUUGGACAAUCGAUUUAACGAUGGACGUGGGCCUCCAACACUAAGGAUACAAGGUCAAACCUGUCAUCAAAUCGGAAGUCUGUUGCCUGCUCAAGGUCAAAAACCAAAGUUUGCUCAAUUAUAUAUUUAUGACACGGAGAAUGAAGUUGAAAACCGAAUGCAUGGACUAAGGAACAAAGAACACUUUGAUCCAGUGGUUAUAAAUGACUUAUCCAAUAUGCUGUAUGAAUUCAAUCCUCAUGCUAAGAGUUUUCAAAUGGCAAAGCAAUGGUUAAAUAAUGGGGAAACUCCAAACAUGAAGCUGCGACUCAUUUCUAACAGGUCCACUGAUGGAAGAGUGUAUAAUCAACCUACUGUCUCUGAGGUUGCGGCCUUGGUUGUCGGUGAUAUUGACACAGCUGAAAUGAGGGAUAUCAUAAUGCAAACAAAGGGAGGACGACUUCAAAGAAUCAACGAACUGCAUGCGGCUUAUAUGGCUUACCAGUAUCCUUUGAUUUUUCCUUAUGGUGAGGAUGGUUAUAGACCUGAUGUAGCACAUAGAGACUUGCCUUUCAAAGAAAAUAGCAUAAGAAAUAGGCUCACAAUACGCGAAUGGCUUGCAUUUCGCAUUCAAACGAGAUUAACCGAAGCUAAGACUCUGUUAUCUUCUAGAAGGUUGUUCCAGCAAUUCCUGGUCGAUGGUUACACAAUGUUGGAGUCCGAGAAACUAGAAUGGCUACGCAAAAACCAACCUAAGCUUCGGGUUUCCAAGUACAACUCUUUAGAGAAAGAGGGCGAUCAGAGUCAGCUUCCAGGUGUAAGCAUAGGUAAGCGAGUUGUUUUGCCUUCGUCCUUUGUCGGUGGUCGUAGGUUUAUGGAUCAAUUAUACUAUGAUGGGAUGGCUAUAUGCAGUAAAGUUGGGUUUCCUGAUUUGUUUAUUACUUUUACCUGUAACCCAAAUUGGCCUGAGAUUCAAAGAGUGCUUGGACCUCUACACCUAAAACCUCAAGAUCGACCCGAUGUCAUUUCAAGAAUUUUCAAAAUCAAGUUUGACCAAUUGCUUUCGGAUCUAACCAAAAAAGAUAUGUACACCAUUGAGUUCCAAAAGAGAGGAUUGCCUCAUGCCCAUAUAUUGAUCUUUUUGCAUCCUUCAAACAAAUAUCCAGGACCCGAAGACAUUGACAAGAUCAUAAGUGCUGAAGUGCCCGAUCCGGAAACACACCCUCGGUUGUACAAUUUGGUCAAAGCUCACAUGGUCCAUGGUCCUUGUGGUUUGGCAAAUGUCAAGUCAUCUUGCAUGAAAGAUAACAAAUGCACCAAGUUUUACCCAAAGAAGUUUCAGUCCACCACUAUAGUGGACCAAGAAGGCUAUCCGGUUUAUAGGAGAAGAAACAACGGUCACACAAUUGAAAAAAAUGGCAUCAUUUUUCAUAGUGGUCAUGUAGUUCCUCACAAUCCAAGUUUGUUGUUGAAAUACCAAGCCCACAUCAACAUGGAAUGGUGCAACCAAAGUACUUCUAUAAAAUACCUUUUCAAAUAUAUAAACAAAGGUUCGGAUCGAAUUUCUGCAAUCAUACAAGGUCAGGACAAGAACAACGUUGACGAGAUCAAGCAAUAUUUGGAUUGCAGAUACAUCUCCCCAAGUGAAGCAUGUUGGAGGAUCUUCUCUUAUUCCAUACAUGGCAGGAAGCCAGCCGUGGAGAGAUUGUUUUUUCAUAUGGAAGGUGAAAACUCCGUGUACUACAAAGACUACGAGCAAGUUGGUGAUGUUUUACUAAAACCAAGUGUAACCGAGUCUAUGUUUACAUCAUGGUUCGAGGCAAACAAAACUUACGAGGAAGCAAGAUCACUAACUUAUGGUGACUUUGUUUCUAAAUUUGUUUAUCAUAAAAGAAGUCGUAGUUGGAAACCAAGGAAACGAGGGUAUACAAUUGGUCGACUCAUUUGGGUUCCUCAAAGCACUGGUGAAUUGUUUUAUUUAAGGAUGAUGCUCACUGUAAAAAAAGGUCCUUUGUGCUACCAAGACAUCAAGAAAGUAGAUGGUAAACAACUUAAAACUUUUCGUGAUGCAUGCUUUGCAAUGGGGUUUCUACAAGAUGAUCGAGAAUUUAUCGAGGCAAUCAAAGAGGCGCAUCUAUGGGGUUCCGGUCCAUUUUUACGCAAGUUGUUUGUGACUAUGUUGUUAUCUUCAUCCAUGAAUAGACCCGAACAUGUCUGGAGGAAGACUUGGAUGUAUUUAUCGGAUGGCAUUCUUUAUGAUCAACGGUUAUUGGCGAGAGAUCAAGGUCUUACAAUGAGCGAUGCCGAGUUAAAAGACCGGACUCUAAUGGCAAUUGAGACACUCUUACAAAAUAAUAAUCGAAGCCUGAAAGAUUUCAAGACAAUGCCAUAUCCAAAAGAUUAUGUCGUCUCCUUUACAGGAAAUAGGCUACUCUAUGAAGAACGCCAAUAUGAUGUUGUUGCUCAACAACAAAUUUAUGAGAAUUUGUACUCUUCUCUUACAGAUGAGCAAAGAAGCAUUUUUGAGGAAAUCAUGAAUGCUGUAGAAAAGCAACAGGGCGGCGUAUUUUUUUUAUAUGGAUACGGUGGGACUGGUAAGACCUUUAUGUGGAACACCUUAUCAGCAGCAGUUAGGUCAAAAAAAAUUGUCUUGCCCGUUGCUUCAAGUGGAAUUGCAAGUUUGUUGUUACCAGGUGGAAGAACAGCUCAUUCUAGGUUUAAGAUUCCUGUCCCUACAUUAGAGACUUCUAUUUGCAACAUUGAAAAAAAGGAUGAUCUUGCUGAGCUUCUCAAGAUGACAGAUCUAAUCAUAUGGGAUGAGGCUCCUAUGGCUAACAAGUUUUGCUUUGAAGCUCUGGACAAAUCUUUAAAGGAUAUUAUGAGUGGACCCACAAAGCCAUCUGAAAUAGUGUUUGGAGGUAAGGUUGUUGUCUUUGGUGGUGACUUCAGACAAAUUCUCCCUGUUAUACCAAGAGGUACAAGAUCUGAUAUUAUCCAUGCCACAAUCAAUGCUUCUUAUAUUUGGGAUCAUUGUAGAGUUUUGAGGCUUACGAAGAACAUGCGCUUGCAAACUGGUCCACCUGAUUCUACAGCUGAUGACAUAAGGAGCUUUUCUGAGUGGAUUUUAAAUAUUGGAGAUGGGACCAUGUGUGAGCCAAAUGAUGGUUAUGCUGAUAUUUGUAUUCCAGAUGAGUUCUUAAUUUCUAACUUUUCUGAUCCAAUUAAGGCAAUUGUUGAAGAUACGUACCCUGAUCUCAUUCAUAAUUAUCUUGAUUCCAACUAUCUGCAAAGUCGUGCAAUAUUGGCUUCAACAAUUGAAGUUGUUGACGAUAUAAAUCAAUAUAUCACAAACCUUCUUCCAGGAGAAGAGAAAGAAUACUUUAGUAGUGAUUCUAUUGAUAAAUCUGAUGCAACUACCUUUGAUGCGUAUGAGCACGUGACACCCGAGUUCCUAAAUGCUCUUAAAACUUCAGGAUUGCCUAACCAUUCAAUCAAGUUGAAGGUUGGGGCUACUAUUAUGUUGAUGCGCAACCUAGAUCAGUCUGAAGGAUUGUGCAAUGGUACAAGGCUUACUGUAACCAGGCUUGCUGCUCAUGUCAUAGAAGCUAAGAUCAUUUCUGGAAAAAAUAUUGGUAACCUCUUUUAUAUUCCUAGAAUGUCUUUGUCCCCAUCGCAGUCCCCAUGGCCAUUUAAAUUGGUGAGACGCCAAUUUCCAAUUAUUGUUUCCUUUGCCAUGACUAUUAACAAGUCUCAAGGUCAAUCACUUGACAAUGUUGGAUUAUAUUUGCCAAAAGAGGUUUUUAGCCAUGGGCAAUUAUAUGUGGCUAUUUCAAGAGUCAAAUCCAAAAAGGGAUUAAGGAUUCUUAUUCAUGACAAAGACAAGGAACCUAUGAUCUCUACCACCAAUGUUGUAUUCAAGGAAGUCUUCCAUAACAUUUGAAAGGAUGAUUUCAUUCACUUCCAUGAGGAACGUGUGCGAUACAUUAUAACUCCUUUGCAAACCUUUUGGAGAAUUCUUGCUUUUGGUUUCAGUGUAACCUUUUGUAACACGUUUUGUAUACUACUGCUUAUUUUAAAACAAAUAUUUUGAUUCAUACAUUAAAACUCCUUCAUUUGUAUGACAUUUAACAAUACUAAUGAUAUAUCAU
Messenger RNA from Vicia villosa (hairy vetch), 5611 nucleotides. RefSeq lists its product as uncharacterized. The coding region runs from base 109 to 5403 and encodes 1764 amino acids. The record is from RefSeq and is a predicted model, not a curated record. NCBI's taxonomy places the organism in Eukaryota, Viridiplantae, Streptophyta, Magnoliopsida, Fabales, Fabaceae. Gene Ontology annotation, molecular function: DNA helicase activity. Gene Ontology annotation, biological process: telomere maintenance; DNA repair. The transcript has 13 exons.